AGCCGGCCGCGUGGUGCAGGCGCCACACUAGGUCGGCGCGCGUCGGUGACGUCACGGCUGGCGCCGCUUACGAGCUCCCAGCGCCUGUGACCCCAGCUGAGUCGAGGGUGACUUGGCCGCAAGUUCCGCCACAAGCUUACCGCCGCGAACUUUGACGGGAGAACCUGUGGUGGUUGAGGCCUGCUGAAGUGGAGAGAAGUAAAGAGUGAGCGACGCCUGAAGGAGACGUCAUCAGAGCGCAUCGGAAGCGGCGCGAGAAUGAAGAGUGUGGUCUACCAUGCUCUUUCUCAGAAAGAGGCGAAAGAGUUUGAUAUUCAGCACCCAGGAGCCCAGCGGGCUGAAGCCUUUGUGACAGCAUUCCUGAAACGCAGCCUGCCUCACAUGAGCCAGCAAGCACGUGAGGACCAGCUGCAACGCAAGGCUGUUAUUCUGGAGUACUUCACUCGCCGGAAGCGAAAAGAAAAGAAAAAGAAAUCCAAAGGCCUCUCUGCCAGGCAGAGAAGGGAACUGCGACUCUUUGACAUUAAACCAGAGCAGCAGAGAUACAGUCUUUUUCUCCCUCUACAUGAACUCUGGAAACAGUACAUCCGGGACCUGUGCAAUGGUCUCAAGCCAGACACGCAGCCACAGAUGAUUCAGGCCAAGCUGCUAAAGGCAGAUCUUCAUGGUGCUAUUGUUUCAGGAAUCCUUCUACAGGAAACAAAGUAUGUUUUCAAGAUUAUCACCAAAGAAGACCGCCUGAAAGUUAUCCCCAAGCUAAACUGUGUGUUCACUGUGGAAAUUGAUGGCUUUAUUUCCUACAUUUAUGGGAGCAAAUUCCAGCUUCGGUCAAGUGAGCGGUCUGCAAAGAAGUUCAAAGCAAAGGGAACGAUUGACCUGUGAGCUCUUGCUGCCUCCCACAGUUGUUUUAGACUCUGCCCACACUGGAGAUACCCUGAAUACCCACCUUUCAGUGAAGACAUGGUCAAGCCAGUUCUGCUUAUGAACUACUUCCAACCGGUAAAAUCAGAGUUAAGGACAUUAAAUCAUCUGGGAAGAAACACACUGUACUGAGUCAGGAAGUCAGGGAACAGAGCCAUGUGUAUAUAUAAGUGAUCCUUAUUGUGUAUUAUGCCCGUGGAGAGGAAAGGCUAGCAGAAAUCACCAUGCUUAAGAGGCUGACUUGACUUCUGGGAUUAUUAGGUUUUUAUUUCUUUUUCAUACUUUACUGAGUUUUCUGAAUGUUCUAUGGUGAAUCAGUUGUUUAUGUAUUAAUAAAAUACACAUGUAGGCAGAAACAGA
This is a messenger RNA of Manis javanica (Malayan pangolin), 1281 nucleotides long. It is a transcript of the gene POP4, whose product is annotated as POP4 homolog, ribonuclease P/MRP subunit. Gene Ontology annotation, biological process: rRNA processing; tRNA 5'-leader removal. Gene Ontology annotation, cellular component: ribonuclease MRP complex; ribonuclease P complex. NCBI's taxonomy places the organism in Eukaryota, Metazoa, Chordata, Mammalia, Pholidota, Manidae. Gene Ontology annotation, molecular function: ribonuclease P RNA binding. The record is from RefSeq and is a predicted model, not a curated record.